GGGCUCGUCUCUCAGUCGCCGAGUCUGCUCCCGGCCGGGCGGGGCGGGAGGACGCGGGCGGCUGGGCGCUGACCCGGGCCGUAAGCCGCUCUAGUGCCCCAGGCGCCGGCUCCGGCCCGUUUUAUGCCCGCGCCAGGAGUCCCGGCCCGGGGCCUCCUCUUCAGCAAACGGGGCGCGGCGGCGGCUCCGCAAGGAGCCCGGCUGAGCCCGGGGGGUCCGGCCCAGCAGCAGCGGCCGGAUCGCGAGUGGGGGAGGGGGACAGGCUGGGACCCGGCAGGGGAGGAGGGAGGGACUGGAGGAGGGGGGAGCGGAGUGGGCAGGGGGAAGGGAGGAACCAGGGGGCGCAAAGAGGGGGAGGAGAGGCGGGCUUUGACACCCCCCCCACACACUCCUUGCGGCCACCCCUGUGGUGUCCAUCCCAAAACCGGAGCCUCGGGCUACUGAAAGGGCAGAGGCUGGGCCUCUGGCCUGUACCAGUCAUGGGCAGGAUGGGCCGCUGGAGGAUGAUGACUUGUCUUUGAAAAGGACAGCGGUCUUCCCCUGCCUAAGACCCACAGCACCUCCUUCGUUCACUCUGACUAUUCCUCCCUUCUAGGGUCUCUUCUCUGUCUUUCUGGAGUUCCCAGGGACAGGGACCAAGCCCCAAUCAAGAAGCGCACCCCCAAACAGUGGAGUAAUAACUCCCUCACACCUUGUAACCUGGUCACAAGCCCACCCAACCAUCACCUGACUUUCACCCUUCUCCUUCAUCCAAGCUCAUCCUCUCCAGCUCAUUCUCAGCCUCCUUUGUCCUGCUUCUCUAGUCCUGCCACCCCCACCAUUCUUCCCACUGUCCCAGCACCAGGAUCCUAAUCUUAGGAGGCAUCGCUUCUUAUUGAACUAGAGAAUUCCGGGAUCUGGGCCAUACUCCUUAGUGGACAGCCCAUCCUCAGAGGAGGCGAAGGAGAAAGCCCGAGGAAGAACAAGGGAGCCAGCACGAGGUCAGGCCAGGAGAUCCCUGAGGACAGAGACUGUGGGGAGACAGGGACUGAGGAGGAAGCAUGGGAGCUAGAGCCUGGGCCAAAGGAAGAAAGAGAGGAGCCAGCAGAGAGCUGUUUGUGGGGGAGGCUCAGCAGCUGUCUUUCCUAAGAUGGGGACAGAUGGGCCUGGUUAUUUCUCUUGUCACAUGUAGAGUGGUCGGAAUGGAAGAGAGCCAUUGGGCAAUCAAGGGCAGGCCUGCACACAGAGCUAAGUGUGUUUAGCUGUCCAGGUGCCUGUGCCCCCAGUAGAAAGAAAGGCACCUGAGUCUAGUCCAUCUGUCUGCUUUUCUUUCCUUUUUAUCUCAUUAUGUAGCCAUGGCGAGCCUAGAACUCACUAAGUAGACCAGGCUAUCCUCAAACUCAUGGAGAUCCACCUGCUUCUGCCUCCCAAGUGUUGGGAUUAAAGGCAUGCUUUGGGGCCAGUCUUUUUUUUUUUUUAAAGAUUUAUUUAUUUAUUAUGUAUACAGAAGAGGGCAACAGAUCUCAUUACAGAUGGUUGUGAGCCACCGUGUGGUUGCUAGGAAUUGAACUCAGGACCUCUGGAAGAGCAGUCGGUGCUCUUAACCUCUGAGCCAUCUCUCCAGCCCUUUGGGACCAGUCUUAACCAAACGCAUACCCCUUCACUCCCCAGCUCCCUCAAACUGUCCAUACCCUCUUUCCUAUAACAUGGUCAUUCCCUAAUAUAAGCAACACCUAAAUUGCCAGUUGGAAAGGGAAAUGCCAGGAAAGCUAAAGAACUGUUGGAUUUUGGCAGCAGGUAUAGUGUUCAGGGAAAAGAAAUUUGGAGAGCCAGGAACUGAAACUCCAUCAAUCUAAAACAAGACCUCUCUUUCCCAUGGACAAAUGAGUUCUCCUGGACUAACCCUCUCCUGCCCCCUCAUCCAGAUCCCAGGUUCUCAUGUCCCAUAGGACAUGAGACAGCUCCCCCUAUGUAAACCCUCUCUGGAGCGUGUGUGUGGAAGAGCUGGGCUCCAUUCAUGGACCAUGGUCCAGGCAGGGGCUCCAGUUCCAGUAGGUAGGAAAAGAACUCGUCAUUUCCGGGGCCUUCACCAGGACUUGGUGGCUCUGGGCUUUCUGAUUGGGUGGAAGUGGCCUGGGCAGGCUUGUGACCCUACAGCAGAGGAGGGGCUGUGCCCCAAGAGUGUCUUCCUACCUACCUGCUCCCCAGAGUGCGGCCUGCUGUGCACCUUGGUCCUGGAGCCCUUCUCCAGCCGGACAGAUUCCUUAGCCCACCUGUGCCCCACACCACUCUGUGCAGAAGUGCAAGAGUUCAAGCCGCCUCCAUGGCCCCAGGAAAGAUUCAGGGGAGAGGCCCCAUACAGGGAGCCCCUCCAGCCAGAAACCCUGGCCAGAAUGGAGCUGACUGAUCUGCUCCUGGUGGCCAUGCUUCUCCUUACUGCAAGACUAACUCUGUCCAGCCCAGCUCCUCCUGCCUGUGACCCAAGACUCCUCAAUAAACUGCUUCGUGACUCCCAUCUCCUUCACAGCCGGCUGAAUCAGUGCCCUGACAUCAACCCUUUGUCUACGCCUGUCCUGCUACCUGCUGUGGACUUCAGCCUGGGAGAAUGGAAGGGCCAGACGGAACAGACCAAGGCACAGGACAUUCUAGGGGCAGUGACCCUUCUACUGGAGGGAGUGGUGGCAGCCCGGGGACAGCUGGAACCCUCCUGCCUCUCAUCCCUACUGGGACAGCUUUCUGGGCAGGUUCGCCUCCUCUUGGGAGCCCUGCAAGGCCUCCUGGGAACCCAGCUUCCCCCACAGGGCAGGACCACAGCUCACAGGGAUCCCAACGCUAUCUUCUUGAACUUCCAACAACUGCUUCGAGGAAAGGUGCGCUUCCUGCUGCUGGCAGAAGGCCCCACCCUCUGUGUCAGACGGGCUCCGCCCACCACAGCUGCCCCACGCGGUACCGCCCAACUCCUCACCCUAAACGAGCUCCCAAACAGGACUUCUGCAUUGUUGGAGGCGAACUUCAGUGUUUUAGCCGGAACUCCUGGCCCUGGGCUUCUGAGCAGGCUUCAAGGACUCAGAACCAAGAUUGUCCCUGGCCAGCUGAAUCAAACCUCCAGGUUCCCACACCAGAUCGCUGGAUACCUGAACAGGACACACGGACCUGUGAAUGGAACUCAUGCUGCGGCCUCAUUUCAGACCGUGGAAGCCCCAGACAUUCUGCCAGGAGCUUUGAACAAAGGCUCCCUGCCACUCAGCCUCCAAAGUGGAUAUCCUCCUCCUCCUCCUCCUCUCCAUGCUGAUGGACACACACUCUUCUCUCCUUCACCUACCUUGCCCACCUACAGGUCUCCACCUCAGUUCCACGCCCCCUUCCCUGAUCCCUCCACCCCUGUGCCUAACUCUGCCAGUCCUCAUCCAAUCCCAGUGCACCCUCAUUCCCAGAAUUUGUCUCAGGGAGCAUGAGGCACAUGGGCACCACCAGCAUCUGCAACUUCUCUGAGGCACAAGCCUCCUUCCCCAGGAGAGGCUUCGAGAGGGCACUGCAUCUGCACUACACGUCCCGCUUUCCCUGGGAAAGGGGUACACAGGACAGGCUGUCAUAAAACUUUAGGAGCUAUUUUUUUUUUAACCUAUCAGCAAUAUUCAUCAGAGCAGCUAGUUAUCUUUGGUCUAUUUUCUGUAUAAAUUUGAAAAUCACUAA
Messenger RNA from Peromyscus californicus insignis, 3672 nucleotides. RefSeq names its product thrombopoietin (gene Thpo). Gene Ontology annotation, cellular component: extracellular region. The transcript is spliced from 6 exons. Gene Ontology annotation, molecular function: cytokine activity; hormone activity. Bases 1932 to 3434 code for a protein of 500 amino acids. Gene Ontology annotation, biological process: positive regulation of hematopoietic stem cell proliferation; cell population proliferation; positive regulation of ERK1 and ERK2 cascade. The record is from RefSeq and is a predicted model, not a curated record. NCBI's taxonomy places the organism in Eukaryota, Metazoa, Chordata, Mammalia, Rodentia, Cricetidae.